This is a messenger RNA of Zonotrichia albicollis (white-throated sparrow), 5072 nucleotides long. It is a transcript of the gene RHBDL3, whose product is annotated as rhomboid like 3. Gene Ontology annotation, molecular function: serine-type endopeptidase activity; calcium ion binding. The record is from RefSeq and is a predicted model, not a curated record. Gene Ontology annotation, cellular component: membrane. Lineage: Eukaryota; Metazoa; Chordata; Aves; Passeriformes; Passerellidae.
UCCAGAGUCACGGCCACCCUGAGGGUGACAGAUGUGAAACGCUCCCGCUCUCGGGAGCUGCUCCCUCUUCCAGCCCCCGAGCAACAAACAGUCGAGUAAGUUUUCUCUCGGCUCGCCAGGGCUGAUGGCUUCUCUCCACCCUCCGAGCUCUGCAGGCACGUGAGGGUGGGAUAACUUAGCACCGCUCUCUGCUCACCCAGCCCAGAAGGACGCGAAGGGGUCCUGCGCACUCCAGAUCUGCUCCUGCCGUGCUGGGCGGCAGUGCCUACAGAGCUCGGGCAGUCGUUCUGCGUCUGCCGGACCCGGAGGCAGGAGCUGCCGUGCACCUGUCUGGGAGGGAGUGAACGUGAGAGAUCCUGGUGCAUCCCAGGACUGCUCACAGCUCUCAUUCCCAGCAAACUUGGCUGGGAUGACGACUGAAAAGUGUCUGCUCAGUCUGCAGCGCACUGGAAAGCCCUAUUUGAUCAGUUUGAUCCUGACAACACUGGCUACAUCAGCACCGAGAAGUUCCGCUCGCUCCUCCAGAGGCACGGCUCGGAGCUGGACCCCCACAAGCUGGAGGUGCUGCUGGCCCUGGCAGACAGCAACUCCGAGGGGAGGAUCUGCUACCAGGACUUCGUCAACCUGAUGAGCAACAAGAGGUCCAACAGUUUCCGCCAGGCCAUCCUGCAGGGGAACAGGAGGCUGUGCAGCAAGGCCCUGCUGGAGGAGACGGGGCUGAGCCUCUCGCAGAGGCUGAUCCGGCACGUGGCCUACGAGACCCUCCCGCGGGAGAUCGACCGCAAGUGGUACUACGACAGCUACACCUGCUGCCCCCCGCCCUGGUUCAUGAUCACCAUCACCAUCGUGGAGGUUGCCUUUUUUCUUUACAAUGGAGUGGUCUUAGACAGAUUUGUGCUGCAAGUCAGCCACCCCUUGUACCUGAAGAAUGCAUUGCUGUACCAUCCCCAGCUUCGGGCCCAGGCUUGGAGGUACCUAACCUACAUAUUCAUGCAUGCAGGGAUAGAACACCUUGGGCUCAAUGUUGUCCUUCAGCUCUUGGUUGGGGUUCCUCUGGAAAUGGUGCACGGAGCUGCGAGGAUCAGUUUUGUGUACGUUGCAGGAGUUGUGGCAGGGUCUCUGGCAGUGUCAGUGGCUGACAUGAGGGCGCCGGUGGUGGGCUCCUCUGGAGGUGUGUAUGCUCUUGUCUCUGCUCACCUGGCCAAUAUUGUGAUGAACUGGUCAGGAAUGAAGUGCCAAUUCAAACUGCUGCGCAUGGCUGUUGCCUUGAUCUGUAUGAGCUUUGAAUUUGGAAGAGCCGUGUGGCUGCGAUUCCACCCCUCUGCUUACCCCCCCUGCCCCCACCCCAGCUUCAUGGCCCACCUGGGAGGGGUGAUGGUUGGAAUCACCCUUGGUGUUAUCAUCCUGAGGAACUAUGAGCAGAGACUCCAGGAUCAGACUUUAUGGUGGAUCUUCCUUUCUAUUUACGUCAUUUUUGUCUUGUUUGCCAUCUUCUGGAAUAUUUUUGCCUACAGUCUGUUGGAUCUAAAGCUACCUCCCCCUCCUUGAAAACAUGGGACAGAAAACUGGAGAGCAGAAGUCAUCUGUCAGCUGUGUUAAAUGAAUGAAGAUGGAGGAUCUAUUUUUGUAUUUAACUUGGGAGGAUGAUUCUUCUGAACACGAGUGUGCUGGAGGAGGUGCUUAAAGAUCUCAUGAAAGAAUGGGCUGAUCAGUUUGUUCACAAACCCAGCAGGUUCUGUAACUCUGGCUGGCCAUGCCCUGCAGUUUCUGCCCUGCACCUGGGCACUGACUGCUUGGGUUGUUAUCACACAUCAAUCUUUUCUAUGAGAUAUUUGUAUUUUCCAGGUCAGUGCUGGAAUUAUGGCCAAUUGUUCAGUGAAUUUCCUCUAUGUUACUGAACACUAAAAGGGAAAAAGAGCAGACAUUUACUAAUUAGAGACUCAAAUGGUACUCACAAGGCAGCUUGAGUCUGGUUUCUUUGGACACAUCUGACUGUUCAGCCAUACCAGUGCCACUGUCUAAUUACUUGAAUGGUUCCUAAGGUAUUUUAGCCUCUGCUGAAACUUGUCUUGCACAACUUUCAAAGGAAUCAGCAGAACUUGAUCACACAAAGUGAUGGAGACUGGUCUUCAACCACAGGUCAAAUGAAAUUGCACUAUAAACAUUGGGAAUCUUAGAGUGUUGUGGAUACCCAGCCAGAAGUGACUUUUCCUGUGCAUGUUUCACUUGAUUUUCAUUAAUUAUUCCCCCUUCCCCAGCCUGCUGUGGCUAGAGGGUGUGGCUGGAUUGUUGGGUUUUUUUGGUUUUUUAGGGGUUUUUUUGAGGGAUGAAGAAAAGGAGUGCAAAUGUUCAUUUGUGGUUUUAUCAGAUGACAAUCAGGUGCUGUUUUCUUCUCAUUAUUUUUCUGACCACACUGACCUAACACCUGUCCUGCAGUGAGCUCCUAGCAAGGAUCUCAACUCUUCCAGCAGGUUCUUACUAGAAAAAUGGGACCAUGAUCACCUCCAGCAGGCCAGGGUGGGAACUAUCCAGUCUUUACAGCCAUACAAUCCAUUUGGGGCCAAGUCCACUGAAGGCAGUGGAGUUAAAUCAGUUUGUAUGUAGCACUGGUUUCCCAAUGAAGUGGAGAGGGUGUUAUUUGCUACAGUGAUCAUUGUGAAAUGGAUAAAACUGGUUUUAAUAUGAUUUCUAAAAUGUUGAGGAUGCCUCCUCCUGAGGCAAUGGAUGUUCAGGAGCCCCAGACAAGAGUUAGCUGAGUGAUGCCUUUUUCUGUAAUGUUGGUCCAGCCCAGUUCAGGCAAUCUGUGGGUGGGCUGUGGCACAGUUCACACAGUUGCCUGCACAGACUUAGGGACCACAUGGGGACAUCUGAAGCACAAGCAGAGCUUAUAGGUACUCUUCUCUGUAAGGUGCUUAUUUUGUUUGUCACUUCAGAGAGCUGCCAAAUUACAGUCCAGGACUGUGGGUGCCCUCCUUUUCUCUGCCCUUUACCCACCUAUCCAAUGGUCUGGACAAAGCAGCCAUAAUAUCUCUCCAGACAAGCUCCUCUCUUCCUUUUUCCUAUUUCCUGCUGGUGCCCAGGCACAGCCACCAGAGUCUUUCAUGGGCACUGUUGCAGUUGUGUUUGCUCUGUAGAGAAAUGUCUCUGUGUUGUGGGCUUUAUUCUCCCAACUAUGCUCUCCAUGCUGCCAGAUGAUACCACAAGCUGGUAGGAGCCUGUCCUUCUAGAGGGGACACCCACAAGUGCUUAUCAGCUGCCCCCUUCUUUGCCUCUUAUGGAAAAAUAACUCUGGGCUGAGGGGUGAAGUCUUCUCCUACCAGAUGCACUCAUAAAACUUCUGUUGCCUCAGAAGGAGGGGAUAGAAAAUAACUGUAUUUGGAGCUUGGAAUAAGCCUUACCUGCGAAAGAAACAAUUUUGGGCACCUUUGUGCACAGAAAUGGGAUUUCUGAGGGCAAUUGCACUUUUCUUGUUCUGCAUGGCCAGUACAUUGCUCAUGGGCCCUCACUGAGGACCAAGAGGAAGGGAUAAGGGCCAGAGCUCUGAUCAUUUUGGAGAAGGGAUUGGUUCCCUGAGCCAUUUUACCUCUGCAGUUUGGGCCCAGAUCCCAGCAGGCACAAGGGUGGAUUGUUGCAGGUGCUGGCCCAGUGAGUGCUGUGGCUGUGGAUCCCCCUGGGAGCAGGCAGGAAGGAGAGUGGGAGCAAGGAGAGUUCUGACAUGGUUAUCAAGUAAGGAGGACAUUCCUUCCCUCACCUAUUGCUAAGCCUUUCUCAUUACAGAUGCCUUGAAAACAGGGGUGACCAGGAAUGGGAGUUCUCCUGAAAUCUUAGGAAAGCUUUUAAAAUGUUGGUAGAAAAUUUCAAUUGCAAAAAAGCCCAGAUUAUUUUGCCUAUAAUUUACCAGAGUGCAAUGUGCACCAAGUGACUUCUAUUUUUGGUUUCUCAGCUGAAAGCUACUUAUUGCCCAUGAGUUUCUUACCAGUAAAGGCUUCCAUGCCUUUCCUGCUGCCAGUGUGUGCUCUGAGGUGAAGCAGCAAGAUAAAAGUUCAAGAAUCACCAGUUUCUUGAACAGCUUGAUCAUGGCCAAAAUGUCUUUACUCAGCUCAGGAGUGGGAGGGAGCUGAACAGAGUAAUGCAGACAGCCUUCCUUGGUCCUUUUUCCAUAGAUGAGUGUAGUUUACAUGAACUGGUUGAAAACAGCUCUGAAUUUGAUCUUAUGACUUGCUCUUUUAAACUGUUGUUCAUCUUCCUGACUUCAUUCUGUGUCCCCAUACCCUGCCUGAGCAAGUUUACAAACAACCCUGGGAUCAGAAAGGCCAGACUUUAAGGCAGUGUUAGAUUUAUGGUAGGUGAAGGAAUGAAAUCCUCUUACAUUCCUGUUCAUUGAGCUGAAAUCUCCUCCCAUACAUGGAGCAGUUUGUGCACAGAGCCUGUUGUCUGCUAAGAAUCAAUCAUCCCAUGGAGCCAGAAGUAGCACAAAGUGCUUAAGCUUUUUUAAUUUUUUUUUUAAUCAUUAAAAUUACAGUGUGAAAACUUGCUAUGUUUUUACAGAGUAUCGUAAAUUCCAGUUAUGUGCUUUUCUAAGGCACCCAGGAGUGCCACAGUGCUGCAGCACCACAGAGCUAACAGCAACCAGGCUUUUCUGUUACCUCCAGAUGUCCUUGAAGCCGCUGGCUCCUGUUGGAGAUGUAAUAUUCUCCAUCCUGCUCAUUUGUGGUUCCAACCUGUCACAGUCAGCAGCAUGUUCCUGGAGGAGCAUCCACUGAGGGACUGGUUUCAGUGAUUUGUUGUGGUUUUAUUUCAGCUACUGCCAGGAUUUUCUAUCAGUGAGAUAAACCAUGAAUCUAUUGAAGCUUAUGACUGUGCAGUGCUGGAGCAGAAGACAAGGACUGUCACCAGUGUACAGGUUUGAGCAGAGCACCUCGGAGCAAGUUAUUUUAUGCUGUGCCCUUGAGCGAGGACACAACACCUGGGGGAGGAAAGGGAAGAAGCGGGGGUGGAUUUCCCGCGCGGUGAGUUCAUUGCAGCAGAGCUCGCUCGGUGAGGAUGAGGAGCGGAGCGGCGGGGGAGCAGCC